GACCUCGUUAUAAAAUUCUCUUCUUUUUUAAACUCCUGUUGCAUUGCAAGGAGGAGCUGGCAGGUGUUUAGCUCCACUAUGGCAGGUAAAGCUAAAUGCUGCUGCAAGCUACUUCAUACUGAAGCAGUCAUUUUGCUCCUGUUCUCUAUGGUCUCUGUUGUACCAUGCUUUACUUUGCGGAAUCUACGUGAAAAUGUUCAACAAGGCCAGGUUGUUAGUAAGGCAACAGAGCAUGCAGUAAGGACAGGGAUAGUCAUGUUUAAUGACAAAGAGUUCACUUCAGACUCAGAAUCUUCCCCUGCACCUGCAGGUGGUGAUGGCACAGCCAGUGUUGAAUCCAGCGGAUCAGAAAAAACAGAAAAUUCCAUUCAGAUGUCACAACUGCAGGAGGCAGCAUGGAGAAGCCUGCACCCGGCACUGCACUGUGGUGAAACCACGAUGAAAUUCAGAGCCAUGGGACCUGGUGCUACUGAUUUGCAGCUAGACACAGGCAAAGAAUACACUCUUCCUUUGAACCUGGUUCCUGAAACAUGUGGCUACUCGAUGCGUCAGAAUGCACUUGGUCUCGUUUUGGUGGUUCCAUAUGAUGGCUGCAGGGUUCUGCAAGAGAAUGGAAACUAUGUGUUGCUACUGAGAUGGUUGGAUAAUACAGUUAAACUCGUCUGUCCCAUCUCGCAAAGCCCUGAUGAAACACCUGAGUCAAUGAAACCUCACCUCCACCUUCCUCCUCAGGAACUUGCUUCCCCUGACAAGCCUUUGACCUCAAACCGCCAAAAACGGCAGCUCACGGAGCCCUUAUCAGCUUACGAUCCCAAUGACCCAAAUUAUCUAUACUGGUAUUACUACUAUUACUACUACUAUUAUUAUUACUAUUAUUAUUAUUUGUAUUUGGCCCAAAACUAUCCAUAUUACUAUAACUACCCUUAUUACUAUCCUCUUCCUACCCCUACCUCUGUGCCACCUGUCACUCCAAAUACCACUGCCACCCCACCCCCUGCCACCAGUACUACCGCGUCCACAGUAGUCCCGACAGCACCUGGUUUCACUCUCCCUGAUGUUCCUGACAACGGGGUCUUCUACUACCUGCCAGUCAUCCAGAACUACUACGGAAACACUCCAUACCAAACAAUGCCGACCCCUACUCCACAGACUACAGAGGGCUACGACUGGACUACGAGUGAACCAGAUGCUGCCACCAUCACUGUGACCCCUGACCCCACCACACAGACAACUAAAAGAUGUACCAAGAAAACAACCAGCGGUACGAGCUAUGAAAAUCCCAGUCCUUAUGUUGAGUACCAAGAUAACCCUUUCAGUUCAGUCAUUUCUUAUGCCCGUAGCAAGGGCGGACCACUUCCAGAUUUCCAUAGAUAUAUGCCAGAAGCCAGUUACAAAUCUGGACUCCAUGCUGGAACAUAUCCUGACUUCAGUGAGUUAGCCGCACCGUGGUUCCCUUACCAUACUGGAAAUGAAAAUAUUCCUGCUUGAAGUACUGCAGCCAAAACAAGCAUUUUCAGGAGCUGUGCUGUUAAACCAAUGGUCAAUAAAUGUUUUACAUGGAA
Cynoglossus semilaevis (tongue sole) is the source of this 1562-nucleotide messenger RNA. RefSeq lists its product as uncharacterized. The record is from RefSeq and is a predicted model, not a curated record. The transcript is spliced from 4 exons. Bases 79 to 1488 code for a protein of 469 amino acids. NCBI's taxonomy places the organism in Eukaryota, Metazoa, Chordata, Actinopteri, Pleuronectiformes, Cynoglossidae.